This is a messenger RNA of Gongylonema pulchrum, 324 nucleotides long. NCBI's taxonomy places the organism in Eukaryota, Metazoa, Nematoda, Chromadorea, Rhabditida, Gongylonematidae. The record is from the annotation of a GenBank genome assembly.
AUGGGACGAGGAUGGUCGCCGGGUGACGAAGAUGGUAGCGGCAGCAGAAGGAUCCUUGAAACGCUGAUUACGUGGGAAAUGGUUGAAAAACUGUUGCAGAGCGCGUUUCGGACCAAAGUUUCGUUUGGCCCAAACAAACGCACUGUUCAAAUAGGUAUUGGCGAGGGUUAUGCGUCCAGAAUUGCACGAAUUUAUCUUGACUGGAUCGACAGUGCUGCUGAUAGUCGCAUUUUGCCGAAGUCCGUAAUUAUCAAAAUACCCAGUCCGGGGUGGAGCGAAACGGUCAACAUCGAUCAGGAUAUUGUUAGAAUGGUAUUUUUUUGA